CUAAGCCAUGAAAAUUAUUUGAAAGUAAGAGCCAAAAGGGUUUAACAAAGGGAUUCUUCGUAACAAUUCUCUCUGAACUAAUUUCAAAUUCGUUCACGUUUAUUCAUCUAAUUCGGCUGCUUGCAGCCAUUUUUUCGAAGCUCGAAGUUUCAAUUGAAAUGGAUUCGUCUGUGAUUACUUCAUUGUCACUGAGCUUCAAGCAAGUUCCACCAGCAGCUGUUCCCGCUUUUCUUGAUUGUGUUUUAAGCUCCACAGGCGUAUCUUCUUCAACCCUUUUCGAAUCUCUUAUCGAGCAAUUUCCUUUUCGUUUAGAGGACACGGUAAAUGGGGACAAGAGAUUUGAUUCUGAUGAUUGCAACCACAUUGCUUCAUUGGUGGCUGGGCUUUGUCAUCUACUAAGGAAUUUUGCAGGCUUUGGUACUGCAGAUAAUCAUAAUGCGUUGCAGUUAUUUGUGUGGAGAGUGUUUAUUCCACUCAUGAAGAUGGUUCGUGCAUAUGAUUUGGAUAUGCUUAAUAAGAUUGUAGAAUCGUUCUUUGAUGUAGUGAUUGAGACUAGUGUAUUGGGAGUGAGCUUGGUGCCAUUUUUACUGAGAUCAAUUGGUGUUUCAAUGGGAAUGCUUCAACACGAAGAAUCAGAUUUCAUCAAAUGGGGCGAUCUGUUGCUUCGUGAUUCUUUGAAUACGACAAAUAUGGAUGAGAACUACAUUGCAAAUUUGUCUGAAUCAUUUCCAAUUCCACUGUCGUGCCAUCUUCUGAAUUUGAUUCUGAAUGCUGCUUUUCAAAGUCGCCAAGCAGCUCCAGAGAUGGAAAGUUUUGCAGCUGGUAUGCUUUGGGAUUUGUGUAAUAUGACUGAGCGGCUUUUGUCUCAAAGUUUAAAACAUCGUUCUUGUGCUGUUAGUUUCCUCCUCCCUGCUAUUUUCAAGGCAUUCUCUUCUCAGUCCUCCUUGAAGAUCUUACACCAAGAAAAUAUGUACAUACUUUCAAGGAAUGGCUUCAAAAAAAGAAUUUGGGAAUGCUGCAAGAAGCUGUUCUCGGUUGGAUCAAUAGAGAGAAGGGAUGCUUACAGUGUCCUCUCUUUGUGUCUUUCUUCUGGCUCUUGGACAGACGAAACUGAAAGUUUUGUUUCAGAAAAAGAAGCUGUCGAAUUUGACUUGAGAUCCGAACAAGAGUUUUGGGAUGAAAUCAAGAUAGGCUUGGUUGUUGAUGAGAGCUUAGUAAGGAAGCAGUCAUUGCAUAUACUAAAAUCAGUUUUAUCCAUAAGUGAAGUGAGUAAGACCAGUUCUGAGAAGAAGCCUGAAGGGAAUUCAGGUAAUCGGUCAAUGACAAGAAAGGAUACAUGGGCAGAAAAGGAAGCCAAGUCGCUUGGUGUCGGAGAAUUGUAUGGCUCUGUCGACUCUGGGUUGACUAGUCAGCAAGGAUGGCAAGCUUUUCUGCUCUUGUAUGAGAUGCUUGAAGAGUAUGGCACCCAUCUUGUAGAAGCAGCAUGGAGUAACCAGAUUGAUUUAUUAAUCAAGUCAUCUCUCAGAUAUGAUGGAACCUUGAAAUCCGACUGUAAUAACUCUCAUCAUGGUCACAUGGAAACUCCAGAUGAAGAAGCUAAAAUAUUUAAUUGGUUAGAGGUUCUUUGGAAUCGAGGCUUUCGUCAUGAUAACCCUCUAGUCAGGUGCACGGUCAUGGAGUCUUUUUUCGGUAUCGAGUGGAGGAGAUACAAAACAUGUACACAAUCAAUGUCCCAAACUUUCGUUCUUGGGCCUUUCAUAGAGGGUUUGAAUGAUCCUACACACCACAAGGAUUUUGGGCUGAAAGGAAUAUAUACCUCAAGAACAAUUGAAGGUGCAGCUCAAUAUGUGUGUGCGUACACAAGUUGCCUCAACCCAAGGAAUCGGGUUGGAUUUUUGAUCAACCUGGCAUCUCUUGCGAAGAAACAGUCUUUUUGUAGAGCUGGAUUUAUGGCUCUCGUACAAUGCAUUGUUUCUACGGCAUAUGUGGUUGGAGGAUACGGGGACAAGGAAAUGGGGCACCUUGAAGAUAAAUUUUCUGGGACUGCCCAUGAACCUUCUUGUGAACAUUUAAGUCAAGAUGAUAUGACACAUAUACUGGAUGUCUUGAAGUUUGUUGCAGAGAGCAGCAGACAGCAUUUUAAUCAUAAAUACCGUAUUCGAGUUUAUCAAAAAGUGUUAGAAACUGCUGCUUCUGCGGUGAACCCUUGUAAUGUACCUCUUGGAACACUAUUGCAGUUUGUUUCAGCAAUUCCUCGGGAGUUUACUGACCAUGAUGGUUCAUUGCGCAAAAUGAUGUUAGAAUGGCUCCAGGGGUGCAACAGAAAGAUUUCCAACAGUUUAUGUACUGAUGGCACCCGUCUUCUGGCUAGCCUUUAUGAGUAUCUGAAAGGAUUUAUCAGUGAUAAUGUUGAGAGUUUUGAUGAUGAAGACUUGGAAGCAUGGGAUUCUCAAACAAAACGAUGGGCAAGAGUAUUGUUCCUCAUAAUUAAUAAAGAAAAAUAUCUCACUGAUAUCAUAAUGUUUGUGCAAAAUAGCGGCCUUAGUUUUUUCCAAGAGAAGAACCAUUUAGAACGAACACCUGCCAAGUUUUUAAUCUUUAUUCUGAGUAUGCUUUUAGAGCUCCAGAACAUGCAAGAUGGAAUUUCUGAGCUUAGUUCUUCGGUGAAAAGAAAGUCGUGCAUUGGCUCUAAUGAGGAAACUGGCAAGCAGAUUGUUGGCAAUGCUUCCAAUAUUAAGAAAAAGUUUGCUGUUGUUCUCUUAUCAAUACUGAAGGAGCUGAUUCAAUUUGCUGAUUCAUCUUGUUCAAUAUUCUGGUCUCACACUACUGUGGAGAAUGGUGCUCUGCCUGGUUCUGUCACAGGAAAACUAGGGGGUCCAAGUCAACGCCGGCUAUCUAUUCCUACUACAACAGCUGUACUGGAAGCUGUAUUGUCGGUGAAAACCAUUGGGUUGAUCUCGUCAUACUGUGCUCAAUUCACUAGUGGUGUUGGUGAACUCAAAUUAGCAUUGGGUUUCUUUUGGAAGUUCACCCAGCAUACCAUAUCACCUCAAAUUUGUAAUUCUGAGGCCGCAGCUGAGAUCUAUCUUGCAGCAUUUGAGGCGCUAGCUGCAGUACUGAAUGCAUUUGUGUCCUUGUGCUCAGCUGGAGCUUUCAACCUUUUAGAAAACGAUAAUACAUUGUUAACCAUGGUAGAUGGUGAAUUUUGGUUACAAGUUUCGGUUCCGGCUUUCCUUCAUAACAUUAACCAUCUUCUCACAGCAGGAGUUCUGGUAAGAAGUAGAAGGGCAGUUCUGCUAAGCUGGAAGUGGCUUUGUGUGGAGUCUCUAUUAUCAGUCAUGCAUAUUCUUGAUGCCAGACGUACUCCAGGGGAUAGAAAGUCGUUCUUCUCAGAUGAUACAGUUAAAAGCAUUUUUCAAGAUAUUGUAGAGAGCCUUGAAAAUGCUGGGGAGGGUUCUGCUUUGCCUAUGCUGAAAUCUGUCAGACUCGCUUUGGGGAUACUUGCGUCUGGGAAUUCAUCUUUGGAUGGUUUCUCGGGUGUGGAUACUCAGACGAUGUGGCAGUUGGUCAAAUCAUGUUGGAUAUUGCAUAUCAGCUGCAAAAAAAGAAGGGUUGCACCCAUUGCUGCGCUUUUGUCUUCUGUGUUGCAUUCUUCUUUGUUUAGUAAUAAAGACAUGCACAUAGCUGAAGAUGGACAAGGUCCACUGAAGUGGUUUGUUGAAAAAGUACUUGAGGAAGGUCAAAAAAGUCCACGCACAAUUCGCCUUGCGGCCUUGCACCUAUCAGGACUCUGGCUCAUGUACCCAAGGACGAUAAAGUACUAUAUUAGAGAAUUGAGGCUUCUGACGCUCUAUGGUUCUGUUGCAUUUGAUGAAGAUUUUGAGGCUGAAUUGUCUGACAAUACUGAUGCACGAACUGAAGUAUCAUUAUUGGCCAAAAGCCCAGACCCUGAACUGACAGAACUUUUUAUCAACACGGAGUUGUAUGCACGUGUCUCUGUCGCUGGUCUGUUUCAGAAGCUGGCUAAUUUGGCCUAUAUGGUUGAACCAGCAAGUCAAAAUCAAGGUUGUCAGGAUGCUCUUGUGGCUGGAAAAUUGUUUCUGUUGGAGCUUCUUGAUGCAGCGGUGCAUGAUAAAGACUUGGCAAAGGAGCUUUACAAGAAGUAUAGUGCUAUCCAUAGAAGGAAAAUACGUGCUUGGCAGAUGAUAUGCAUUAUGUCGCGGUUUGUCAGCAAUGACAUUGUUGGCCAAGUUAUGGACAGUGUGCACAUAUGCUUACAUAGAAAUAACCUGCCUGCUGUUCGACAAUACCUGGAAACAUUUGCCAUCAACAUUUACCUGAAAUUUCCAGCAUUGGUGAAAGAGCAGUUAGUUCCUAUACUAAAAAAUUAUGACAGUAAAGCUCAGCAAGCUCUCUCGUCGUAUGUCUUUGUAGCAGCCAAUGUCAUCCUCCAUGCCGAAAAGAUAGCUCAACAGACACAUCUGAGAGAACUUCUUCCACCAAUAAUACCGUUACUAACUUCUCAUCAUCAUAGCUUACGUGGUUUCGCUCAGUUAUUAGUGCAUCGAGUACUCUUUAGACUGUCUCCCCCUGUGGAGUCCACAUCCUCUCAUACAAUAUCCCUGGAGAAACUUUCUUUUGAGAAUUUGAAGUCUUACCUGGACAAGAAUCCUGAUUGUUCAAGAUUGCGAGCAUCCAUGGAAGGAUUUCUUGAUGCCUAUGAUCCCAGCACAUCUGCUACUCCAGCUGGUGUUUUUGUAAAUCGUGUUGAGGAAAGUGAGUUUGAAUGUGUUCCAACAUGCCUCAUGGAUAACGUGCUCUCUUUUCUGAAUGAUGUAAGGGAAGAUCUCCGUGCUUCCAUGGCAAACGAUGUAGUUACCAUCAAAAAUGAAGGCUUCAAGAUUGAUGAAGGGCCCAACCGUCGGUUGAUCAUAUCAACGACAGAUGAAGAAAGGAUUUCUGAGCCAUCUUCGUUGGAUUUCCAGAGGAAGAUCACUCUUUCCAAACAUGAGAAGCAAGAUGCUAGUUCAACUUCUGUGCUCCGAAACGGGGAAACUUACAAGCGGCUCUUUGAAAUGGAAAAAGAAGAUGAGCUCGUGACUCAGCUCUUACGAUCUAGAAGCAUGGAGGUCGAAAGGUUGAAAUCUGGUCGACAGAGUUUGAUCCUUGUGGCUUCAUUGGUUGAUCGUAUUCCUAAUCUUGCUGGAUUAGCCCGGACAUGUGAGGUGUUUAAAGCAUCAAAUCUUGCUGUUGCAGAUGCAAACAUAAUACACGACAAACAGUUCCAACUAAUUAGUGUGACUGCUGAGAAAUGGGUUCCAAUCAUGGAAGUCCCAGUAAACAGUUUGAAACUGUUCUUGGAGAAGAAGAAACGGGAAGGCUUCUCAAUCUUGGGACUGGAACAGACGGCGAAUAGCGUUUCACUUGACAAAUACCAAUUCCCAAAGAAGACGGUUUUGGUGCUGGGUCGUGAAAAGGAAGGCAUCCCAGUGGAUAUAAUCCAUAUACUGGACGCUUGUAUCGAGAUCCCACAACUUGGAGUUGUUAGGUCUCUCAACGUUCAUGUCAGCGGUGCCAUUGCCCUCUGGGAAUACACUCGGCAGCAACGCAUUCAAUAGUUCCAAAAUUUAUCUACUUGUGAGUACUUGAAGGAGCUUUUGAAUCAAGUAUGCCUGAGAAAACAUCUUCAAAUCUCCUUAAGCUUUUUGUUUGACUUAUGACACCAUCAUAAACUUUGUUUAACUUCUUUGAACCCAAUGAUGAUUAGUUCACAUAAUUUCAUCCCAAGAUUGAUACAUAGUUUGUAAUCGGCAUAGAUGAUAAUGAAAAGUUCUAGUUUGAGGGAGAAUGAGAGAGAAAAAUAUUUCAAUACA
Arabidopsis lyrata subsp. lyrata is the source of this 5873-nucleotide messenger RNA. RefSeq lists its product as uncharacterized. The record is from RefSeq and is a predicted model, not a curated record. The coding region runs from base 159 to 5618 and encodes 1819 amino acids. The transcript has 35 exons. Gene Ontology annotation, molecular function: RNA binding; tRNA (guanine) methyltransferase activity. Lineage: Eukaryota; Viridiplantae; Streptophyta; Magnoliopsida; Brassicales; Brassicaceae. Gene Ontology annotation, biological process: tRNA methylation.